Messenger RNA from Nanorana parkeri, 1638 nucleotides. Its product is annotated as E3 ubiquitin-protein ligase TRIM39-like. The transcript has a single exon. Bases 1 to 1638 code for a protein of 545 amino acids. Gene Ontology annotation, molecular function: zinc ion binding; protein binding. The record is from RefSeq and is a predicted model, not a curated record. NCBI's taxonomy places the organism in Eukaryota, Metazoa, Chordata, Amphibia, Anura, Dicroglossidae.
AUGGCGUCUGCUGCUCUAGGAGAUGAGCUGAGCUGCUCCAUCUGCCUGAACCUUUAUACGGAGCCGGUGUCCCUGAGGUGUGGACACAACUUCUGCCGGGACUGCAUUGUGACUGCUCUGGAUACACAGGAGGGGUCUGGAGUUUAUACCUGUCCGGAGUGCAGAGAGGAGUCUGUGGAACGUCCUACAAUGGAGAAGAACAGGAAGUUGUGUAACAUUGUCGAAAACUUCAGAUCUGCACAACCAACAGAGGAGAAAAGUGAGAUCUUCUGUACGUAUUGUGUGGAUUCUCCAGCAGCAGCCAUUAAGACUUGUGUGCAGUGUGAGACCUCUAUGUGUGAUAAGCACCUGACAGCCCACAACAAGACAGUGGACCAUGUGUUGAUGGAACCCACCACAUCCUUCAGAAGUAAAAAAUGUUCCAUCCACAAGAAGCUUCUGGAGUAUUACUGCUCCGAGGACGCCGUCUGCCUAUGUGUGUCCUGCUGUCUGGUGGGGAAACAUAAAGGGCAUGAAGUGGAACUUCUAGAAGACGCUUUUGAGAAGAAGAAGGAGAAACUGAGAGGUGUUCUAGGAAAACUGACUAUGAAGAGAAAAGCAACUGAGCAGAGAAUUCAAAAUCUACAGGACCACAAGAGGAAAGUCCAUAAAAAAGAAGGUGAUGAGAAGAAGAGAGUCACCGCCCUGUUUGAGGAUUUCGGGAGACAGAUGGAAGUCCAGCAACAGAAAGUCCUGAGUGAGAUCUCCAGGCAGGUAGAGGAGGUCUCACUGUCAGUCAUUGAUCUUACCAAACAGUUGAAGAUACAUGAGGACAAGCUGUCCAAGAAAAUGUGUCACAUCGAGAAGAUAAAAAAUAUGACCGACCCAAUAACUGUCCUACAAGAUGAGGAAUCAGAUACUGAUGAAGUCCUACAAGAUGAGGAAUCGGAUACUGAUGAAGUCCUACAAGAUCCGGGAUCAGACACAGGUGACCGGAAUGUGGAGGGAUCUUCUGUUCGUGAUCUGGAUGAUUUCAUGAUCUCACUUGUGUUGCACAGAUCUAUAACGGCUCUUAUCACUAACAUGCAAUUAAAAAGCAACUUCUGUAUCCAGGAUUCACCGGAUCUGCUACUGGAUGAAAAGACUGCCCAUGGAUCUGUGACUUUAUCCUAUGACCUGAGAACAGCGUCCUACUCUGAAAUAUAUAAGAAAAGACCAAAAUUACCAGAGAGAUUUACACAAGUCUUUCAGGUGAUGAGUAUGGAGAGCUUUUCCCAUGGCAGACAUUACUGGGAAGUAGAGGUCAGUGACUGUGGGGACUGGGAUGUAGGUGUUUGCUAUCCCAGUAUAGAGAGAAAAGGAGAGGAGUCUUGUAUUGGGUAUAAUAACAAGUCCUGGAGUUUCUGUAUAUAUGAAAACAGUUAUAAUGUUAUGCAUGAUUCUCAAUCACAGGAGGUAAACGUUGAGUCUUCUGUGCAGAGAUUGGGAUUAUAUUUGGAUUAUGAAGCCGGCCGUCUGUCCUACUACCAGCUAUGUGACCCCAUCAGACAUCUCCACACCUUCACCGCCACCUUCACCGAGCCCCUCCAUGCUGCUUUCUAUAUAGGAAAAGCAUGCUGGGUAAAGCUGGCAUCUCUGGUAUUUUCUAUAAAACCGUAA